GACGAUCCAUAUCACAGAUUUUCUGAUGUAGCCUCAUGGGCCAAUAAAUGUAGGGACAGUGGCGUCUCCCUGCCUCGCAGUCUUGGGUACAGCGAUGUGGAUAGCUACGCCAGUGAAUUUGGAAGUGACCACAGUCAGAGCUCUGAGGAGCCCUGGGAAGGAAGUGUCUCCUAUGUGAACUCAGAAGCAGAGACAAUAGAAGCCAGAUCAGAAAUUGAUGGAAGAACUAAAUGGACCCCAUCUCAGCCUGUAAGCCGCAGUGGUUCUACUGCCUCUUCAAAAAGGCGACUUCCAGCAUUUACACCCAAAAAAGAAGGUCUAGUUAUAGAAGAAGGUUCUCAA
Messenger RNA from Staurois parvus, 342 nucleotides. NCBI's taxonomy places the organism in Eukaryota, Metazoa, Chordata, Amphibia, Anura, Ranidae. The record is from the annotation of a GenBank genome assembly.